CGCGCCCGCGGGCGCGCGGAACGACGGCGCAGCUCUGCGGGCGGGCUGCAGUGCGCUGGCUUUGCUGACGCCCCCAAACAGCUGUAGCGCGUAACCCCGCUGGUUCACGUCCGAAGAGGCCUGGGUGUCGGCCCUGCAGCAUUCGCUCGCGCGAGUCACAGACGAGGAAAAGAGCCGGGAGACCCGCCGCGGGAGCGACGUUUCUCUUGACUCCGGGCUUUUCCCGCUGCACGGCUGGGCCAGCAGGGCCGACGCUGGAACCGGGAUCCCUGGGUUCUUCCUCCUCGCCCUGGGCGCUUCUGCCCGAGGGCGUCUGAUGUCUGCCCCCCGCCCAGGUUCCAGGGCCCCCGCCGCGACGGUGCCCCGGGCAGCCUGAGAGGAGCCGAGGGGCCUGGCACCUGCUUGCAGGUGAUUCUCAGCUCACUCCUCCCGUUACAAAUCGCACCCCUUAGCCUGGGGGCUAAAAGCUUUGCUCAGAUUUGCAGGGAAGGGAAAUGGGGGUGACACUGCCCAGAACCCGAAUCAGCCCCUUUCCUUCCGCCCGCAUUUCUAGAAGACACCGCCCCACCCACUAAACUCCUGGGGACAAAGAUUCGCACUCGGAUCACUCACGUUGGGAGGGUUUGUUUGUUUGUUUGUUCCCGGAAUGGGGUGAGGAAGGCUGGCCGGCUCUGGGCUUACACCUAGUAAUUUCACCUUUGGGGGCCUCUGGGCUUCCUGCCCCAGCGGCAGACCCUCGGGGCUCCCGGGUGCUGCUGGUGCCCCCAGGACCCGUCUCCUGCAGGGUCCAGCUGCUCCCGGGGCGGGGCGCUGCGGACUAACCCAGCAGGGCCCUCCAGCCCGGACGCCCCACCCCCACGCCGCGCAGCUCCGCUUCCCGGGGCUUCCCGGGAAGGGGCACUUCCCUGAGGACUCGUCCCCGCCGAGGCCGGGAGCUGGCAGCAAAGGACGACCCGGCAGAGGGGGCAGACGAUACGAACAUUCGGUAAAGCGGGAGAUGCGCCCCUCCGACUGGGUGGCGCGCUUCUGAGCCGCCCCAGCCUACUCGGUGCCGGGUGGCAAGCGCGCAGGGCCGCGCGCCAGGCGAGACUCCUCUGGCGGGACUGGCCGCGAGGUGACGGCUGCGCAGAGCCGCGUGCAUGGAGGGACGCUGGCGACUCCGGUCCUGCCUAAGACAAAACCACACGCGCAGCUGAACCGGGGUCGAUGCUUGUGUGGGUCGCUGCAGAAAACCCGCGGGCUGGCAGAGUGGCCGCUGCAGGCUUCGCCUGGGGCUGGAUCAGCGGGCAGGGAAGGUCCGGCCGUCCGGCCCAGGAGCGGCAAGUGGCCGCAGGACCAAUUUCUCCGCGGGGCCGCCCCACCUCCACCGCCCCGGGGUCCGAGCUGCCCCCCCCCCACGCCGGGACCCCACUCGGUUGCCCAGGUAACGCGGGACGCACGCCCAGCCCGCGGUUCAGAGUCGGUGAGCUGCCCCCGGAGCCCCGCCUCCUCCGGCCUGCCGGCCGCGCGCUCCGGGGCGGCAGUUUGGCCGCGAAAGCGCGGCGCCCUGACGCGGGGGCGCAGCCAGUGAGAGGUCGAGGGCGUGGUGGAGGCCGGAGCAGGCAGCUACUUAGGGCCUUGCGGCCCCUGGGGCUGGGCUCCUUCGCGUCCUGGUACCUGCGUCCGGCCCGCCGCAGCCACGGAGUGGCGGGUCGGCCGCCGGGACGCAGCAUGGUGACCCCGUGCCCCGCCGCCCGGGCCGGGAGAGGAGACAACGACCAGUACCUGCGUGCGCCGGUCAAGAAGAGCAGGCGCCCACGCCUGCGGAGGAAGCAGCCGCUGCAGCCGCUGAGCCCGUGCCUGCUCCCGGGGGACUCUGGCAUUUGCGACCUGUUCGAGUCCCCCAGCUCAGGCUCAGAUGGUGCCGGCAGCCCCGCGGCCCCCGGGCGGCGCGGCCCUGCCCAGCAGUCGGCGCAGCUGGAUCUGCAGACCUUCCGCGACUACGGGCAGAGCUGCUACGCCUUCCGCAAGGAGCGGGAGAAUCACUUCCACGCGCGGGAGGCGCUGGCGCGGCAGCCGCAGGUAACCGCGGAGUCCCGCUGCAAGCUGCUCAGCUGGCUGAUCCCCGUGCACCGCCAGUUCGGCCUCUCCUUCGAGUCGCUGUGCCUGGCGGUGAACACCCUGGACCGCUUCCUCGCCACCACGCCCGUGGCUGCGGACUGCUUCCAGCUGCUCGGGGUCACGGCCCUGCUCCUCGCCUGUAAACAGGUGGAGGUGCACCCGCCUCGCGUGGAGCAGCUCCUGGCCCUGUGCUGCGGCGCCUUCUCCCGGCAGCAGCUCUGCAACCUGGAGCGCAUCGUGCUGCACAAGCUGGGCUUCAGCCUGGGCGCGCCCACCGUCGGCUUCUUCCUGGAGCACUUCACGCACGCGCGCGUGGACGCCGGGCAGGCCCGCGCCUCCCAAGCCCUGGAGGCGCAGGCGCUGGCGCAGGCGGUGGCAGAGCUGAGCCUGGCCGACUAUGCUUUCUGCAGCUACGCCCCGUCCCUGCUGGCCAUCUGCUGCCUGGCGCUGGCCGACAGCAUGCUCCAGCGCCCGCUCCCCGUGGACUUGAGCCUGGGCGGGCACCCCGAGCCGGAGCUUCAGGACUGCCUGGGCAAGCUGCAGCUCCUGGUGGCCAUCAAUGGGACCUCCCUGGCUCACGUGCUGCCCCUCCAGAUCUGUGACAAGUGCAGCCUGUCCACCAGCUCGCAAUAAAGUGGACCCUGGGUCUCCAUUUAGCUCCUGGGGCCGGGCCCCUCCCACUGCUUUGAGAGAAUGCAGUGUCGGCCCUGGGGAGAGGGGAGCUCCAGGCCCCGCCUGGCCACCAGCUCGUCCUGCGCGGGCUGUAGAUAGUGUGCGAUA
Phyllostomus hastatus (greater spear-nosed bat) is the source of this 2880-nucleotide messenger RNA. RefSeq names its product cyclin O (gene CCNO). The transcript has 3 exons. Gene Ontology annotation, cellular component: centrosome; nucleus; cytoplasm. The coding region runs from base 1207 to 2733 and encodes 508 amino acids. NCBI's taxonomy places the organism in Eukaryota, Metazoa, Chordata, Mammalia, Chiroptera, Phyllostomidae. Gene Ontology annotation, biological process: mitotic cell cycle phase transition; regulation of cyclin-dependent protein serine/threonine kinase activity. Gene Ontology annotation, molecular function: cyclin-dependent protein serine/threonine kinase regulator activity. The record is from RefSeq and is a predicted model, not a curated record.